This is a messenger RNA of Acanthosepion pharaonis, 819 nucleotides long. The record is from the annotation of a GenBank genome assembly. Lineage: Eukaryota; Metazoa; Mollusca; Cephalopoda; Sepiida; Sepiidae.
AUGAGGCAGCAUUUAUCUGCCUUCGUGUUUCUACGUGCACAGACGCUGCACAAUAAUGUCGUCUUCAUUGAACAUAUCUUUCUUAUUCUGAACUGUCUAUUUACAUCUAUCUAUCUAUCUAUCUAUCUAUCUAUCUAUCUAUCUUUUAUCAUUACUUAUCUAUCUAUCUAUCGUCACUACUUAUUUAUCUAUCUUUUGUCAUUACCUAUCUAUCUAUCUAUCUAUCUAUCUAUCUAUCUAUCUAUCUAUCUCAAUCUGCCUAUAUUAUCUAUCUAUCUAUCUAUCUAUCUAUCUAUCUAUCUAUCUAUCUAUCUAUCUAUCUAUCUAUCUAUCUAUCUAAUUCAGUUUGUUCAUUAUCUAUCGACGAGAAAUAAUCAUUACUAUCUAUCUAUCUAUCUAUCUAUCUAUCUGUCGGAUUAUGUUCGUAUCUAUCUAUCUAUCUCAAGUUGGCGGCAGCAGCAAUCUAUCUAUCUAUCUAUCUAUCUAUCUAUCUAUCUAUCUAUCUAUCUAUCUCUCUCUCUCUCUCUCUCUCUCUCUCUAUCUAUCUAUCUAUCUAUCUAUCUAUCUCAUUCUCUUCAUUAUCUAUCUCAUUCUUAUAUUAUCUAUCUGUCUAUCUAUCUAUCUAUCUAUCUAUCUCUUCAUUAUCUAUCUGAUUCUGAUACUAUCUAUCUAUCUAUCUAUCUAUCUUGGCGACAGCAACAAUCUAUCUAUCUAUCUAUCUAUCUAUCUCAUUUUCUUCAUUAUCUGAUUCUGAUAAUAUCUAUCUAUCUAUCUAUCUAUCUAUCUAUCUCCUUCUCUUCAUUAUCUAUCUCAUUCUGA